UUUUGGUCUGGGAAAGUAUUCCCUGGUGCCGACUAGGCGACGGGACCACCAAAAACCACUCUCUUGUGCGCGAGCAUCGUUAAAAUUGGCCACGCCGCCGCCGCCGGCCGGCGAGGAGCCGGUACUGUCUGCUUGCUCUUCUUUUCACCGAACCAAAACGCCCGCCGGAAAGGGUCAAAGGGGAAACAGAGAUCUCGGUUUGCAGUGAUGAAGCUUCGCUGAUGAGCUGGCGCCCGUCCACUCGCAACGACGCUGGACAAAAGACUAGCCGUCCCGUCCCGUCACGGCCCGGCGACCUGGCAAGGAGAACUGCAGCGACAGCGACAGCGACCUCUGGACAAUCGGCUGUGACGGUCUUUCUCGUUUGUUUUAUAGAUAGGAAAGAAAUAAAGAUAAGGGUUAAAGCUUUCUCGUAGCCUCCUCAGAACAUACGGGCGAUUGUCUUUUCGCCGGUGAGCCAUUAAUUCCGUCGAGCUGAUUUCUUCUUGCUGGUUUUGCCGGUUUUAUUUUUUUCUUUUAUUGGUAAUUCUUGGCCGUGGCGACUGACGAUUCCUUUUGGCGCUUGUAAUAGCACAAGCAUAGCUAAAGUCGUCCCGUUUCCUCCUGGUUUCAAUCUGUUUGGAACUUUUGUUAGUUCCGGUCCAUAGGGGGAAUCGUACUAUCCUGUGGUCAAAAUUGUCGCUUCUUUCUUUUGUCGCUCUCUCUAUACACACCAAAAAGAAGGAAAAAAAACCACGAUUUUUUCUCCCAACUUUGAGUAAUUACCGAGUGUUUCUUCAAGUCGGAGCUCGGCUCUGUGCUUAGCCGGGACCCUAUACUUGGGGUUUUGGCGGGUCCAUCGGAAUGGUCAGCGGGAAUCUGCUCUACCGGAGGAAGCGCUCGUGGCGUGCCGAUGAGUUCGUGAGCCGGAGCACGCUGCAAUUGCUCGACUUUGAUGAUGGCUCACCACCAGAGCAUGCAUGGAGAAGGAAACUAAGUAGUCAUGCUAAUAGAUUGAAGGAGUUCAAUGUCACAUUCAGAGAAGCAAUUAGAAUGAUGAAACUUGGUCUCCGACUUUGGUCAUACAUUCGGGAAGAAGCUUCUCACGGAAGGAAAGCACCAAUCGAUCCAUUCACUAGAGAGGGCAACAAGCCCUCAGCCUCGCAAGGAGUACCUCUUGGUGGGAUGGGGAGUGGUAGUAUUUCAAGAGGCUUUAGGGGAGAAUUCAAGCAUUGGCAGAUAACUCCUGGUUCUUGUGAAAUGUCACCUGUGAUGGCCAAUCAAUUUUCGAUCUUUGUCACUCGGGGAGGAACCAAGAAAUACGCUUCAGUUUUGUCGCCUGGUCAACUUGAUGGUUUGAAGAAAUCUACUGAUGAUGGUAUAUCAUCCUGGGACUGGAAAUUAAAGGGUGAUCGUUCAACGUAUCAUGCUUUGUUUCCUCGAGCAUGGACUGUUUAUGAUGGCGAGCCAGAUCCUGAACUGAAAGUAUCCUGCCGUCAAAUAUCUCCAUUUAUUCCCCAUGAUUACCAGGAGAGCAGCCUUCCUACCUCUGUUUUUGUAUACACUCUAGUGAAUACUGGAAAGGAAAGAGCAAAAGUUAGCCUAUUGAUGACUUGGGCGAAUUCUAUAGGAGGACUUUCACAUCAUUCUGGGGAUCAUGUAAAUGAGCCAUUCGUAGGGAAAAAUGGAGUUUCUGGUGUUCUUCUACAUCACAAGACAGCCAAUAAUAAUCCUCCUGUAACAUUUGCAAUUGCGGCAUGUGAAAAUCAAAAUGUAAAUGUCACAGUAUUGCCUGUUUUUGGGCUUUCUGGAGAAAGUUCUGUUACUGCUAGGGGAAUGUGGGGCACAAUGGUUCAGGAUGGUUCCUUUGAUCAAGAUAAUCUCAAUACUGGUCCUAGCAUGCCUUCUUUGCUGGGCGAUACAGUUUGUGCAGCAGUUUCUGCUUCCACCUGGGUUGAACCACAUGGAAGAUGUGCAGUUGUAUUUGCAUUGGCUUGGUCUUCUCCUCAGGUUAAAUUUAAAAAGGGGAGUACAUACUACAGGAGAUAUACAAAGUUUUAUGGAACUUCUCCAAGAUCAGCAGUAAAUUUGGUAGAGGACGCUUUGAUGAAGUAUAAACAUUGGGAAGAAGAGAUUGAUAAGUGGCAGACCCCGGUUCUCCAAGAUGAGAGGCUUCCAGAAUGGUACAAGAUUACACUCUUUAAUGAGCUGUACUUCCUAGUUGCUGGUGGAACCGUUUGGAUUGAUAGUGGAUCUUUGGUGUCUGAUGCUGAUAACAAGUCGAAUCCAGAGGAAAGUAAUUUGUCACAUGAGAUCGAUGACAAAGAAAAUGUUGGGAAAUUUUUGUACCUUGAAGGAAUAGAAUACUUCAUGUGGUGCACCUAUGAUGUACACUUCUAUGCCUCCUUUGCUCUUUUGGAUCUGUUUCCUAAGAUUGAAUUGAGCAUUCAACGUGAUUUUGCUAGAGCUGUUUUGCGGGAAGAUAACAGAAGAGUCAGAUUUCUUGCUGAUGGUACCUGGGGUAUUCGUAAAGUAAUCGGUGCUGUCGCCCAUGAUCUUGGAGCACAUGAUCCUUGGCAUGAAUUGAAUGCUUACAACAUACAUGACACAAGUAGAUGGAAAGAUCUUAAUCCCAAGUUCGUUCUUCAGAUUUACAGGGAUUUUGCUGCAACAGGUGACAAGUCAUUUGGCAAGGAUGUCUGGCCUGCAGUCUGUACUGCUAUGGAAUACAUGGAACAAUUCGAUCAUGAUGGUGAUGGUAUGAUUGAAAAUGAUGGAUUUCCUGAUCAAACUUACGAUGCUUGGACAGUUCAAGGAGUAAGUGCAUAUUGUGGUUGCCUCUGGCUUGCUGCCCUUCAAGCUGCGGCAGCACUGGCCGGAAGCCUUGGACAUGAUGACUAUGCUGAGAGGUGCAUGACAAGAUUUGUGAAAGCUAAAACUGUAUUUGAAGCCAGGUUAUGGAAUGGUUCACACUUCAAUUAUGACAGUGGUACAAGUUAUAGUAGCCGUUCCAUCCAGGCAGAUCAGCUGGCUGGACAAUGGUAUACUGCAUCGUCAGGUUUGCCUCCUCUAUUUGAUGAGGAUAGGAUAAAAUGCACGCUUCAGAAAAUAUUUGACUACAAUGUGAUGAGGGUGAAAGGAGGACGUAUGGGAGCCGUGAAUGGUAUGCAUCCAAAUGGGAAGGUAGAUGAAACCUGUAUGCAGUCAAGAGAAAUCUGGACAGGAGUAACAUAUAGUUUAGCAGCAACGAUGCUGCUCCAUGGAAUGGAGCAUCAGGCCUUCACUACUGCAGAAGGCAUUUAUACUGCAGGAUGGUCUGAAGAGGGCUAUGGGUACUGGUUCCAAACUCCAGAAGCAUGGACAAUUGAUGGCCAUUACAGGUCACUAAUUUAUAUGCGCCCCCUUGCAAUCUGGGCAAUGCAGUGGGCCUUGUCGCCUCCAAGGUCGAUACUGGAGGCGCCGAAGGUAAAUACAAUGGACAGAGCUCACAUUUCUCCAGGCACCUUCCAAUUUCUCCAGGAUAGCGUUAGAAAGAUGACACCAAAAAACGGUUGUUUUGGAAACACUGUAAUUAACUUGGAUUGCUGAUGUGACGGUAGCACUUGUAUCUCGCACUGUCCAAUGUAUGUUUACGGAGCACCUCAUUUAGAAAAUGUUGAGUGUGAAACGGGUGCUAUAUUCUGUUCAGCCUUUGCAGUUAUGUGGUGUACCUCUCUGAUGUAAAUUGCAUCUCACAGUGGGCCGGACUUUGUAAAUUGUUGUACAGAAAACGUACAUAUGAUAAUGCCGUGUUACCCUGAUAUUCAUGA
Molecule: messenger RNA, 3788 nt
Organism: Zea mays
Lineage: Eukaryota; Viridiplantae; Streptophyta; Magnoliopsida; Poales; Poaceae
Product: non-lysosomal glucosylceramidase
Exons: 18
Coding region: 844-3567 (907 amino acids)
Biological process (GO): carbohydrate metabolic process; glucosylceramide catabolic process
Cellular component (GO): membrane
Molecular function (GO): beta-glucosidase activity; glucosylceramidase activity
Source: RefSeq, a predicted model, not a curated record